Messenger RNA from Eucalyptus grandis, 1232 nucleotides. RefSeq names its product protein SIEVE ELEMENT OCCLUSION B-like. The transcript has 2 exons. Lineage: Eukaryota; Viridiplantae; Streptophyta; Magnoliopsida; Myrtales; Myrtaceae. The record is from RefSeq and is a predicted model, not a curated record. Bases 129 to 947 code for a protein of 272 amino acids. Gene Ontology annotation, biological process: phloem development.
UUUCCAUCCUCAUCAAGAUCUACAGCGAGAGCAAGUUCCAUGAGGAGCGCUAUGAGAUCGUGUGGGUCCCGAUCAUCGAGCAAGAAGGCGAGGACGUAAACAACCAGUUCAAGAAUCUACAGUCGCAAAUGCUGUGGUACUCAGUGCACUACCCGACACUUAUCAACAAGGUGGCCAUCAAGAUCAUCAAGGAGAAGUGGCACUAUAGGCAAGAGACCAUCGUGACUGUGUUGGAUCCCCAAGGAAGGGUCUCACACAAAAAUGCCACGAGCAUGAUUAGGCUCUGGGGAUGGGAUGCUUUCCCUUUCAGUGAAUCAGUGGAAAAAACCUUACUGAGCAAGCCUGGUAUCAGCUGGUUUCAGCUCUUGUUGACUGACAUGGUCAUUCCUAAGAUAAAUGAAGCUAUCAAGUCUCAGAAGUACAUCCUCCUUUAUGGAGCUGAAGACAACAAGGCAAUCCACGAAAUUGAGGAGCCAGUGAAGAAGAUCAUCGAAGAUCGUGUUCCCAUCGCCGCCUACAAUGUCACCAAAAAUCAGCUUUUCUGGAGCCGCCUCGAGAGCCUUAUGCUGUCAAAACUGCAAACCAAAGCGGAUGUGCACGAACCGCUCAUGCAGGACGUCCUCAGCCUCUACACCAACUUCAAGAAGGACGGUGGGUUCGCGGUCCUCACUAGGGGUUCGCGGGUCGUGAUCAACGACUCGAUUGUUGACGUCACCAAGGUCUUGUCCCAGUACGAGACCAAUUGGAAGGGGCCGGUCAAAAGGAAUGAGAUGACGUUCGAUGCAGCCUUCAAGGAGCACCGCGAGCGGGUCUACGUUCUUCCAAGGUGCCACCACUUCUACAUCCCGAACAUGGUGGGCUACAUCCCGGAGGACGUGAAGUGUCCAAUUUGUCCCCGCAUGAUGAAGAACUUUGUCAAGUUUGAGUGUUGCCAUGGCGCACAUUAGGCAACCUAUGCAUCUCUCUGCUGGUCCAUGUCCCCAAUAAAGGAGCUAUGCGAGAACUCUAUUAGGCCAGGACAUGAAAUAAGAGGACUGUUUGCUGAGUCCUUGAGUUUGUGAGUUGCCCACGUUUAGGGCAACCAUUAUCUAAGUUGGCAUGUACAAGUACUUCGUUUGAGCACGUAGUUUUUCGCUCUAAAAUUUGCUUUGGUCCUCUUUCUCAUUCUUCUGCAUCUACAGAAUGACAAUGUACCGUCCAAAAGCAACUUAGUGAAUUGAUGAGCAACUUAA